Messenger RNA from Xenopus tropicalis (tropical clawed frog), 2776 nucleotides. RefSeq names its product oocyte zinc finger protein XlCOF7.1-like. The transcript has 6 exons. Bases 128 to 2326 code for a protein of 732 amino acids. NCBI's taxonomy places the organism in Eukaryota, Metazoa, Chordata, Amphibia, Anura, Pipidae. The record is from RefSeq and is a predicted model, not a curated record. Gene Ontology annotation, cellular component: nucleus.
GCUUCCUGUGUGUGGGGGAGGGGCUGCUUGUGGCUGCCGGGAGGGGAUUUGGAAGAGAGGAAAGUGGAAAGAGAAAGAGACAGACAGAGAGGAGGCGCAGAAGGCCAGUCCCUCCCACAAGGAGCCAAUGGGAAUGUGGGAGGAAGCGAGUGACCCAGUGAUGGGGAAGAAGGAUAAAAAUGAGGAGCGGAAGGAGAGAAUCCUGAAUCUCACACUGGAGAUUAUCUAUCUGCUGACUGGAGAGGGCUACGUCAUCCCUAAGAAGAAGAGCCCAACUGUGGGUUUGGGGGCCCUGCAUGCCCCUGGCUCCGUCAUACAGAAGGAAAAUGACAAGAAGAUCCUGGAACUCAUCUCCAACAUCAUCCAGCUGCUGACUGGAGAGGUUGCCAUAAGGUGUGAGGAUGUUUCCAUCUAUUUUUCCUUGGAGGAGUGGGAGUAUAUAAAAGGAAACAUGGCCCAUUACAAGGAAAAGAUAAAGGAGGAGGAGGAGCCCCAACAGCUCCGCCCACUGGACGGUGAAUAUGAAGAUAAGAGAGAGAUUCCAGCUGAUCUGGGAGGAACAUUAUGUUAUAAUAAUGAGCCAAGCAAGAUUGGGGCUGAAGGGGCAGAUUUUUGUGCCGACGGAAAUAUCUCAAACCCUGAAAUUUCUCCAGCGGAACAGCCCCCACCGGCCUAUGGGAUCAACGAGGAGGCGGCUUUAUGUGAAUGGGGAAACCAAUCAGAUUGCAGCAUUAAUCCCCUUACAGAACAGAUACAGGGAACAGACACACCUACUCCUAUCAUGGGGUGCAGCCUGAAUAACAGCUGGGCAGAGGAUUAUAUAUUUCAGAAUAUAAAAGAGGAGGCGGCUUCAUCUGAAGAAGAAAACCUUUCUGAUAUCAGAAUUAUUACUGUUUCAGAAUCAAUACUGGUAACCAAUACAUCUGCUCCUGUGAUGGGAUGGAGCCUAAAUACCAGCUUGUCACCAUCAUGUGAAGGGGGAAACCAAUCAGAUUGCAGCGGAACUCAUGCUGAACAAGAACCUUUGUCUUGUGUUGAAUCCGAUGCAGGAGAGAAGCCGUUUUCUUGUUCUGAAUGCGCAGAAAGUUUUUCAUGUCGAUCAGACCUUGACGAUCAUCAGAGAAUUCACUCAGGAGAGGAGAAACCAUUUGCUUGUCCUGAGUGCGGUAGAUGUUUUCGUCAUCGCAGAUAUCUCAGUUAUCAUCUUAAUAUUCAUGCGGUAAAUAAUCAGGUUCCUUGUUCUGAAUGUGGGGAAUGUUUUGAUACUCCUUUAGAACUUACUGUCCAUCAACGAACCCACACAGGGGAGAACCCUUUUUCUUGUUCAGAUUGUGGGAAUUGCUUUACUAGCUCAGCGGAUCUCACUGUCCAUCAACAAAUCCACAUAGGGGAGAAACUUUAUUCUUGUUCCGAUUGUGGGAAGUGCUUCACUAGCUCAACAGAACUUAUUGCCCAUCAGAGAACCCACCCAGGGGAGAAACCAUUUUCUUGUUCUGAAUGUGGGAAAUGUUUUGCCAAAUCAACAGAACUUGCUGCCCAUCGACAACGAAUCCACACUGAGAAACCUUUUUCUUGUUCCGAAUGUGGGAAGUGCUUUACUAGUGCAUCAAAACUUACUGUCCAUCUACGUAUCCACACGGGGGAGAAACCUUUUUCUUGUUCGGAAUGUGGGAAGUGCUUUACCAGCUCAACAGAACUUACUGUCCAUCGACGAACACACACAGGGGAGAAACCCUAUUCGUGCUCCAAAUGUGGGAAAUGUUUUACCACUUCAUCACAACUUACUCUCCAUGGACGAACCCACACAGGGGAGAAACCUUUUUCUUGUUCCGAAUGUGGGAAGUGCUUUAGUUGCUCAAAAGGACUUACUGCCCAUCAGAGAACUCACACAGGGGAGAAACCUUAUUCUUGUUCUGAAUGUGGGAAAUGUUUUGUCAGAUCAUCAGACCUUACUGUUCAUCGAAGAAUCCACACAGGUGAAAAACCUUUUUCUUGUUCUGAAUGUGGGAAGUGUUUUCCAUGUUCAUCGGACCGUAAAAAUCAUUACAGAAUCCACACAGGCGAGAAACCAUACUCUUGUUCUGAAUGUGGGAAAUGUUUUGGCUCUUCAUCAGAACGUGCAGUCCAUCGAAGAACCCACACAGGGGAGAAACCUUUUUCCUGUUCUGAAUGUGGGAAAUGUUUUUCAUAUUCAUCAGACCUUAAGUAUCAUCGCAGAACCCACACAGGGGAGAAACCGUUGUCUUGUUCUGAAUGUGGUAAACGUUUUACACAACACAGAAGUUUACGAAUACAUUUCCAGAGUCACACAGGAGUAAAACUAUAAGCUUGGCACAUCUUAUUAUGCAUUUCAGCCUUUGCAGAGGAGAGGAACAACUUUUACACAAUAGAAUGUAUCCAUAGCACAAUCCUUAGACCAAUCCCGUCCAGCUGAAGACUCCGGGGCAUGUGCCCCAUAAUGCUCUUUCCACGGCACUGGCGAGAGAGACAUCAUUUCAUGCUUAGUUCCCAGACACUGGAAUAUAUCUCCCCCUCCCCCCAACAGAUAAUAUUCUGGGUUUUAUUGAACAAGAAGGGACAUAUUCCAAGGGGUACGAGCCCCCCAGGGUAUCACUUGGGCAGAUGCUGUUCCCUAAUGCUCACACAGUAGGUAACAUAAUGGGGAUAUACCCAGCUGGGAAUGACUACUCGGUUACAAAUGCUCUUACUAUAACUUAGAAGGGGGGUUAUAAAUGUGUUCCAAGAUGUACAAAGUAAAUAAAAAAAAUCAUCUUUC